AUGCAUAUUUCUAGGUCUGUAAAAGAACAAAAAAUAGAUUUUGCUGCUGAGGAUAAUCCUAAAAAAGAUAGCUUUAAUGCUAGCUUUAUUGGAGUUGAGCAAGGCGUUAAGGAUUCUGUCAGCCGAUCAAAUUUUACACCGGAGAAAGAAUAUGCUAACAAGUUUGUGUCUGUAAAUGCAAAUACUGAGGAUAAGCGCUCCGAUGAUAUGCCAUUGAGCGAAAAAGCUGCAAAUGAAUAUGCGGCUGAUGAGAAGGCUGCUAAUGAAGUUUCAGUUGACGUUGAUUGCGAUGGUUCUUCAUCGGACGCCACAAUUUCAGACAAGGCUGGUGAAUUUUCAAGUGCCUAUAUUGAGAAUACUGCAACUUAUGGUAUCGCGGAUUCCGUAAAUGCAAACAUUGAGGAUAAGCGCUCCGAUGACAAGACAUUGAAUGAAAAAACUGCAAAUGAAGAUGCCGCUGAUGUGAAGGCUGCUAAUGAAGGGGCUAUCGAUGGGGAUGGCGAUGGUUUUUUUUUGGAGGCCACGAUUUCGGAGAAGAUUGAUCGUAAAGUUGAUGACAUUGAAACUGCCAAUAUUGAGAAUGCUGCAACUGAUGGUGUUGCUGAUUGUGCAAAUUUUGUUUUUCCUACGGAUGUUGGGACAUCUACUGGCAUCGAUAUGCUCGCUAAUAUUGUUACACAAAAAAAAUUGAAUUCUGUUGUUGGAGCUUCUGUUUCUAAUGAGGUUCCUGUCCGACCUCUAUCUAUAAUUGAUUCCCCAACUUGGAAUAUAUCUGCUGAGGUUUUUGAUCAAACGCUUGAAAAUGCGAUGGCUUCUUUGGCUGAAAGGCAGUCACAGAUUUUAAUUUUGUUUACACUUAAUUGGUUUCCUAUUAUGUUUUUGCUUUCUUUAGGUUGUAUUGUACCGAAGGACAGUGUCGGUAGUGUUUGUAUUUGUCCUUUUGAUGAAAAUAGUAAUAUGUUUUCUCAUGUGAGUAAACACAAGGCUUUCUUGAAAUGGAUUGAAGAAGGACAUGUUAAGAGUUUCAAGAAGAAAAUUUACGACGAAGCGCAUGUUUCAUUGAGUCCUCGCCUUCGUCUUGGUGUCGCUGAAAUUGAAAAGAAAAUUUGGUUUUAUAAUCUUUAUAAGCCUGGUCAGCCAAUUGACAGCAGUCAUGUUGAUAUACUGUUUUACUACCUAAGGAAAAAGGUGAAAUUAGGACAUGCUGUGAGCACUAGAAUCACAACCACAGAUAAUCGGUUCGAUCAACUAAUUCAAGAGGUUUAUAAUCAAUAUCUGAAAAAGAGAGACAAGAAUGUUGUAUCUUCUAAGAGCUCAGUUGCCAAACACAUUAUGGGUGGUUCCAUGAGAUGUAAUACAAAAUGGUCUGAAGUCGAUGAUGUUUUGUUUCCAAUCAAUUGUGGGAAACAGUGGCACUGGAUUCUUGCUCGUCUGAAUAUCAAGCAACGCUGUAUUUAUGUCUAUAAUUCGUUGAGAUCAGCUCGACAUGAGAGAGCGCUUCUUUUUUAUGUUGAUUGCUACAGCGAGCUGCUUCCCUUGUUUUUUGAAGCGAUUGAUCUGUUUUCCUCUCGCGAUGAUAUAGACAUUAACAGCGGUCCGUAUGCAGGACUGACAUCAGCCAAUCCGAUUCGAAUCGAGCAUGUGCCCGAUCUUCCCGUUCAAACAGACCUUGAUUGUGGAGUUCAUAUGUUCUGUGCUGCCGAGGCUUUUGUGGCUGGCAAAGUUUUGGGUGGCGAUUUUAAUAUUAAAGAACAACGGACUCGGCUUGCUUCCUCGUUUUACACAUAUGCAAUGUGGAAAGACGAAUAUUCUGCCAUAAGUGAAGACGAAGCUCCUCCAAAAAUGAAUAGGAAUGAUUAGUGUUUUUAAAUUUCAGUUCUUUAUUUGGAUUUUGGAAAUUUUAUUUGGUUGAAUGUUCCGUAUUUUCAUACGAUGAAAUUGUUUAUCUUGUUUCUAUUGUCUUACAGAU
Molecule: messenger RNA, 1969 nt
Organism: Mercurialis annua (annual mercury)
Lineage: Eukaryota; Viridiplantae; Streptophyta; Magnoliopsida; Malpighiales; Euphorbiaceae
Exons: 7
Coding region: 1-1860 (619 amino acids)
Biological process (GO): proteolysis
Molecular function (GO): cysteine-type peptidase activity
Source: RefSeq, a predicted model, not a curated record